Humulus lupulus (European hop) is the source of this 516-nucleotide messenger RNA. Its product is annotated as acetyl-CoA acetyltransferase 1-like. Lineage: Eukaryota; Viridiplantae; Streptophyta; Magnoliopsida; Rosales; Cannabaceae. Bases 47 to 352 code for a protein of 101 amino acids. Gene Ontology annotation, molecular function: acetyl-CoA C-acetyltransferase activity. The record is from RefSeq and is a predicted model, not a curated record. The transcript has 4 exons. Gene Ontology annotation, biological process: fatty acid beta-oxidation.
UGUGUUAAGAUAUUAUUGUCUGCCUUAAUAUGGUUUGGUUUUUAUCAUGAAUAGUGAUGGUGCAGCUGCAUUAGUCCUAGUGAGUGGAGAGAAGGCACUUCAACUUGGAUUGCAAGUAAUUGCAAAGAUUAAGGGCUAUGUUGAUGCAGCUCAGGAAAGCCUUAACGUACAUGGUGGGGCUGUAUCAUUGGGACACCCAUUAGGAUGCAGUGGAGCUCGUAUCUUGGUCACAUUGUUAGGGGUAUUGAGACAUAAAAAGGGAAAGUACGGGGUUGGUGCCAUAUGCAACGGUGGCGGGGGAGCUUCUUCACUUGUUCUUGAGCUCAUAUGUGACAAGCGAAGUAGAAAAUGAUACUUAAGACUCCUUGAAAGUAGUAACUUUAUUUAUUUCUUUGUGUUGAAAGUAGUAACUUUUAACUAUGUUGAAUAUUUAAGACUCUUUGAAUACGUAAAGAACAUUUUGUUGUUGAUGACAAUGUUGAAUAUUUUAAACUAAUUUGUGGAUUGUUAAUACAA